Paramecium sonneborni is the source of this 455-nucleotide messenger RNA. NCBI's taxonomy places the organism in Eukaryota, Ciliophora, Oligohymenophorea, Peniculida, Parameciidae. The record is from the annotation of a GenBank genome assembly.
AUGUCAGAAGAAUUAGCAAAUACUGUCUAUCUAGGUGGAAUUCCUGAAGAUGUAACUGUUGAAUAAAUUAAACAUCUAUUUAUAACAUUUGGUGAAAUUAAAUCUGUGGAUCUGCCUAUUGAUAGUGAAACAUGUAUAAAUAAUGAAUAUUAAAAGAAAAGAAUAGAGGAUUUGCAUUUAUAGAAUAUGAAGAUAUUGAAGAUGCUGAAUCUGCAAUAGAUAAUUAUGAUGAAGGUGAAUUGUUUGGAAGAAUAGUUAAAGUAAAACCAGCAAAGCCAUAUAAGCCGAAAUCUUUUUAUACAAAACCUGUAUGGCAUUCUGAAGAUUGGUAAAGAAAAAAUAAUGAAGAGUAUACUUACAAAGAGCGUAUGAGAAGAGAAAAGUAAAAAAAGAGAGAUGAAGAAGAAAGAAAAAAAGAAGAGGAAAAAGCAAAGAAAUAUUAAAAAAAAUAAUGA